Molecule: messenger RNA, 8940 nt
Organism: Oryctolagus cuniculus (rabbit)
Lineage: Eukaryota; Metazoa; Chordata; Mammalia; Lagomorpha; Leporidae
Source: RefSeq, a predicted model, not a curated record
AUGGCCAGAAAGGGUGGCGUGGGGUCUCCUCCCCACGGCCCGCCGAGUCUCCUCCUGCUGCGGGGCCUUGCUUCCUCCUCUGGCCGCUCCACUCGUGCCCUCCGGAGCCCCUCUCCCCAGAGGCAGGGGCGGGCAAAGUACUCAAGAAGAAGGGGCGAGGGAAUGGAAAAGCAGCGAAGCACGGGGCGAGAGGCGAGCAGUUGCGAAACGAUCCGCACCGGGGGCAGGAGCUGUAGAGGUGGAGGGGAGGGAGUCCGAGGGGGCGGAGUGCGGAGGGGCCGAGGCCGCCGAGCGCUAGAGCCCAGCUGCAGCUGUCAGCAGGCGCGCCGGGGCUCGGCCGAGCGUGCGCGCCCGGCACCAGCCUCCCUCCGGCGCCGGCGGGGACGGGCACCUCGGCGGCCUCGCUCUGCCGACGAGCCCGCGCGGCUUGGCGACGGCGAAACGAGAGAAGGAGCGCCGGGGCUCGAGCGAAGCCUCUCCGCCGUCCCCAGGCCUCCGCCUCCUGCGCCAGCGCCUCCUCCCGCCGCUCCCUCCGCCUGCCCGACCCCUCCCUCGCGAAGCCCCCUCCUCGCCGGUCCCACACCUCCCUCUAGCGACUCCAAGCCCCGUCCCUUCGCAGCGCUGCCUCCCUCUCCGGGCUCCACAGACGGAGAAACUAGGUGGGUGGAGGACGUGCAGGCGGAGGGACUGUGGAAGGGUUUAGGUGACCGAGGCGAGAAGUCAAGAUCGCCCAUUUCAACCCUCAGGCAGGCUCCUGCCCAAAGCGGGGGGGUGGGGGCUCAGGGAGAGGGACGAUGCGGGGCAACUCGUGGACUGUGCCAGGCUGCAGCAGGGGCUCGCAAAAAUUACCCACUCUCCCGUUUGGGGCGUGGGACCCUAGGGACCUCCAGGCCGGCUCCGGGCCACAGUGCCCCCGGGGUCGCGCGGCCAGGGGCGCUGCCACUUGGACUGGGCGCCGCUCGGCGCCGACACGGUAGGCGCCGGAUGUGGGCAACUGAAGAAGGGUCGCGGCUUCCCACAACCUCCCAGCGUCUGUCGGGGCCCCACCCGGCCGAGGCCACGUACGCCGCGGCUCGCGGGCGCCCAGGGAGGGUUUUCUCCCUCCCCCGCAGCCCCUUCAGCCAGGGGCGAGGACGGCCCGUGCGCCACGUUUCACUUCAGCUUUCACUGGCACCUCCCUGGCCAUCUCCCCUGCUGUUUUCCCAGUGGGCUGCUCAGACUCGGGCCAUCCGCGAAGGCCUCUGCCCCAGCCACGGACGUGAACAGAAAGAAAGCAAAAAACUUCGCGACUCAGCCACACCUUCCCUCCUCCUCAGAGAAACUCCCCGGCAGAGUUACAGACUGAGGAGGACAGAUGGAAGGAGAGAGAGAGAGAAAGAUCUUCUGUCCUGCAGUUCACUCCCCAAAUGGCUGCAACGACUGGUGCUGCACCAGGCCGAAGCCAGGAGCUGGGAGCCUCUUUCAAGUCUUCCUCGUGGUCCCAGGGCCCCAAGCACGUGGGCCAUUUUCUGCCUGCUUUCCUAGGAGUAUUAGCAGGGAGCUGGAUCAGAAGUGGUGCAGCCAAGUUCUCAAACUGGUGACCGUAUUGGAUGCUGGCAUUGCAAAUGGAGGCUUAAUCUGCUAAACCACAAAGCUGGUCCCUCUCCAAUUCAUUUCUAAGGAAAAUAUGCAAUCGGUACCUAUUUGUACUGUUAAAAUGUCUGUCUGGCUAAAUUUAAAGUCUUUUUCUAAAAGUGUGACUGAAAAUGAAAUUCAGUAAAUGUAUGAAAGAUAAACGUUAAAUGUUGUACUUCUGAAAGGUCAUUUUGGUUCAAAGAAGAGAAUCUUGACUUACGAUUAUAUAAUUAUGCCAAAAAUGUCUCUGCAGGAGUGAAUAGGCAACUAUUGCUCCUUCUUAAAAGUUAUGAUUUUGGCAAAGUGUAUAACCUCAGAUGCUCUGAGGAUCUAAGAAAGAAAGAUUCUGAAGAGUUGCAGACGUUAAUGAUACUGGUUGCAAAGAUGUUUUCAAUAGUUAGCACUUUUAGAAUUGCCAUAGGCUUAAUUAUUUUUUUAAAUGUUUAUUAACUUAUUUGAAGGGCAGUUACAGAGAGGCAUAGGCAGAGACAAAGGCAGAGAGAGAGAGAGAGGGGUCUUCCAACUGCUGGUUCUCUCCCCAGAUGGCCGCAAUGGCUGGAGCUGUGCCGAUCCCAAGCCAGGAGCCAGGAGCUUCUUCCAGGUCUCCCACAUGGGUGCAGGGGCCCAAAGACUUGGGCCAUCUUCCACUGCCUUCCCAGGCUACAGCAGAGAGCUGGAAUGGAAGUAGAGCAGCUGGUUCUCGAACUGGUACCCAUAUGGAAUGUCAGCACUGUAGGCGGCAGCUUUACCUACUUCGCCACAGUGCUGGGCCGGUCCCUCAUUGAUUUUCAUUUUCAUCUGCUCACAUAAAAGAAAACUAUAUAUUAAAUGUUAAAGCAUUGAUUUCUUUUCCCUUAACAAAUCCUUUCAUUAGGGAUUUGAUACACAGUAAAAUGAAGUACACACAAAGACAAACACAUCAUUUUAAGAUUUCUAGCCUCUCUUUUUCACUUUUGGUAGCAGUUAAUUGUCGGCUUCCCGAUCGUCAGAAACUGGCCAGGAAGCCAAUGAUGGGUUCCACAAAGGAGACUGAGAAGGCUCAGGUACACACCUUUAUUAUGGCAUCUAGAGGGAGAGACUGCUCAGCCAAACUCCUGUGGGCACAAGGCACUAUGGACCAGGGAGAGAGGCUGAGCAACCUCUGCUUUACAGCAUUUGAGGGUCCACUUAUAUAGUUUUUGAAGGGCAACCCAGCCCCUGUGUCGCCUUCCCAGGGUCUUGUAGUCAUAGCAACACCGCCCUCCUAGGCCCCCUAGUCUUAGUAGAAGGGUUACAUAGUUGGAACAAUGGUCUAUGGUUAGGCCAUUUCCUCUUGCAGGGCAGCUUAGAGUGCAACUUCUUCGUAAUUCCUUGACAGUUAAUUUUAAACAAGUAUCUUUAAUGUUAUAACUAUGCAAUCUUUUUUACAAGUAUACAUGAAUAUCAUAUAUUAAAUAAUUUUAAAGGUAUUUGUUAUCUCUUGAGACAAAUUCUCAGUAGGCUAUUCUUAACAAUAUUCCAAAGGAUAUGUGCUGUUUUCAAAGGUAAUUGGCUCAUUAGCAAUGGAGAUAAACUGGCCAGUUCAAAGCAUUAAGUCAGACCCAUGUAAAAUGAGCACAACAGGAGUAGUUUGCUGAAUUUCAUGUAGGUAAUUCAAAAUACAGUUUAAUGACUUAAGGAUAAAACAUUACGCCAUGUUAAACAAUGUAGUUGAGCACCCAUUUGGUUUAAGAAUACCACUGUUUAGCACAGCCAAAUGUGUGUUUGUAUAUGUAUAUGUGUAUCUCAAGGGAAAGCAUUAACACUAUGAUGAAGAUUAAAACCAGUAACUUUUAAGACUAAAUAGGUUUCAAACAUAUGUUUUAUAUCACUAAAUAUAUUUUGGUUAUACAUUCUUUAUAUUUCUUUAUUUAUGAAAAUAUAUCAAACAAUUCAUAAACCUAAAUGUUUAUAAACUCUAAAGAUCUUCAAAAUGUUCAUGGAAAAUGCAUAUUAUUAAAAACCUAUGGAUAGGGUUCAAAAAUGUUUUGCAACUAUAUAAAUUUAUUUUUAAUCCCAUUUUUAAUAUCUGCUCAAAUAUAACUGAAAAUUGUUGCUACUAGCAACAUAUAAAACAAUUUUUAAUGAAGAAUAUACUGUGGUUGUAGAUAUUGGAUCAUUUGGACCAGAAGAAUCUCUGUGCCAUGGAACAAUGGGAAGAGGAAAGGAUGCUGGGCCAGGGUUGAGGAAAUUAAUGUGCCUUAAAAAUUUUUUUCUGCCAGGUUCUCAACAGAAGGAUGGCCAGAAUCCAGCACAAGGUUGAUGAACUCAGUUUGAGGAGGCAAGGCAGGGAGGGUUUGCAAAACAUAGCUCCAAUCAGUGUGGUGUAGGUGGUCAUAUCAUGGCUCCAGAUGGUCUCUUUCUGAGCCAGGGAUUAUGGAGAGCAAGAUGCAGCCCCACAAAGCUGAGCCAGGUCACCUGGAAUCUAGUCUUAGCAGGGAAUGGUGAUGCCGAAGGCUUUGAAAGCAUAGUCGUUCACAUGGUGUACACUUGGGAAUCAGGUAGACACAGAUUAUAAUUCUGGUUCUGCCACAUACUUGUCAUGUUUUGUGGCCUUUUAAGCUUUCACCUUCUUUAGCCUUAGUCUUAUCCUUCAUUAAGUGGGCCUAAAAAUAGUUACCUCAAAAGACUUUCUUGGGGAAUUACAUGAAGUAUUAUAGAAUCUAGUGGUUAAAAAUGCAAAGAUUGAGACUAUAAAGAUUAAACACAUAGGAUCUGUAGCUAGAGUCCUUGGAUUUGGAUGCUAGCUUGUGAACGUGGGCUAUUUUACUUAAGUUUCUUCACUUCAGUUUUAUUUCUAUGAAUAGGAUGCUAAUGCAGCUAUCUUUUAGAGUCUGGUAGAACAGAGCCUGGUACAUAACAGUAAUCAAUAAAGUUAAUCAUCAUUAUGUGUAAUGUUAUAAAAACAUAUAAUACUUUUAUUGUUGCUAUUCUUCUUUUUUAAUAGAGCCAUAUAUAUAGAUAAGGAGAUAUGGUGGUGAUUAGAAGAAAGCUGUGGUUAGUGAAUGCCUGUGAAUUCAAAAUUCAAUCUAAUUUUUAAACCACAGGCUUCAUCCUAGAUAUGUUGAUAGAAUCUAUGCUGUUCAUGUAUGAUUUGCCAUUAUCAAAACUCUUCAGACUCUGAGUCGUGAGAACCACAGUUGAAUGGAAACUCCAUAAGCUAAGGUUAAGCAUGAUGGGAGAGCGAGGAAAUAUAAGUAAUGUGGUCAUCAUUAUACAAUUUAAGAAGAAAACUAGAUAUAUAUGUCAUAAGAAUUUUGUUAUGUCUUCAAAAUUAUCAUAUUAUCCUUGGCUUAUUCUGCUCUGCUAAGAAGCUGUUGAAGACACGUCAUAUUGGUCAUUCUUCUUUGAUUCCACCUUUUUAAUUACAUUUGAGGGGGGGAUGAUUUAUAUUAAAGAAUAUUAUUAGGCACUAAAUUCUCUAUGUCUUGGUUUCCUUAUUUGUUAAACACAGUAUUUAGAAGACAAAUUCUGUAAUAAAUUUUCAAUUAAUAAAAUAAUUGAGUCUAUGAUCAUAUACUAUAUUUGGCUUACUUAGAAUGCUACCUGAUUGUAUCUGGCCAUAAAUUAUUCUAAAUAUUAAGUCACAAAUGUCAGUGGGGUGGGACAGGAAGAAGUAGGGUGAGUAAAUGGAAGGUGAGGAAGUACAAAUAGGAGGUCAUAUGAUUAAUUUUACAAAUUUGGGUGAAAAGGAAAGGAGAUUGGACAGUGAGCUAAAGACAUAUAGUAUUUGUUACCACAUUUUAAUGAAGUCCUGGGACUUUGUGUAACUAAAAAUCUUUGGAUUAGGUUCAACAUCAUUGAACAAUAAUGCUAUAAAGGGUUCUGUGAAGUUGGGACUCUAAUUUAUAAUAUUUAUGCAUUAAACAAAGCAAUUUAUAAUGAAACAUAGCCUGAGGAAUGUCUGAUUGUUUUUCAACAUGUUCUGUCUUUCCAUUUUUUAUUAGAGGGUAGAAUUGAUGGUAAAGGAAGUUGCCUGAAAACUUAUACCAUGAUUCACAUUGGAAAUUUCACAAUUCUCUUUAUUUUUUAAGCCUUAUAGCUGUUUUGAGUUCCGUGUCAGGUGAAUUCUAACAGAAUCUUGGCUUCGCACUAGCUGUCAUUACUUCUUGGAAAAUAUUUUGCUUUUUCCUUCUAUAAUGUGUUGUAUCAUGACAAUGAUGACCAAUAUUGUCUACAUGAAGGUGUGGAGCAAGUGCCACGUUCUGUGUUCUGUUUGCAGUCUUUCACUUAAUCUUCACAGGAAGCCUUUAAGGCAGAUGCUAUCAUUACUCUCAUUUUAUUUAUUUAUUUAUUUUUUUAACUUUUAUUUAAUGAAUAUAAAUUUCCAAAGUACAGAAUAUGGAUUACAAUGGCUUCCCCCCAUAACGUCCCUCCCACCCACAACCCUCCCCUUAUCCACUCCCUCUCCCCUUCCAUUCACAUCAAGAUUCAUUUUCGAUUCCCUUUAUAUACAGAAGAUCAGUUUAGCAUACAUUAAGUAAAGAUUUCAACAAUUUGCUCCCACACAGAAACAUAAAGUGAAAAAUACUGUUUGAGUACUAGUUAUAGCAUUAAAUCUCAAUGUACAGGACACUAAGGACAAAGAUCCUACAUGAGGAGUAAGUGCACAGUGACUCUUGCUGUUGACUUAACAAAUUGACACUCUUGUUUAUGGCCUCAGUAAUCACCCUAGGCUCUUGUCAUGAGCUGCCAAGGCUAUGGAAGCCCCCUGAGUUCACUGACUCUGAUCAUAUUUAGACAAGGCCAUGGUCAAAGUGGAAGUUCUCUCCUCCGUUCAGAGAAAGGUACCUCUUUCUUUGAUGACCCAUUCUUUCCACUGGGAUCUCACUCAUGGAGAUCUUUCAUUUAGGUUUUUCUUUUUUCCCCCAGAGUGUCUUGGCUUUCCAUGCCUGAAAUACUCUCAUGGGCAUUUCAGCCGGAUCCACAUUUUAUUUAUUUUAAAGGGAGAGAGAGAAAGAGAGAAAGAGAGAAAGAGAGAGAGAGAGAGAGAGAGAGAGUUAUCUCCCAUCUGCUAGUUCAUUCCCCAAAAGGGUUGGGCCAAGCCGAAGCCAGGAACCCGAAACUCCAUGUGGGUCUCCCACAUGGGUAGCAGAGGCCUAACUACCUGAGCUAUCUCCCUCUGUUUUCCUAGGCACCUUACCAAGUAGCUGGAUUGGAAGCACAGCAGCCAGGACUCGAAGCGUUGCUCUGUUAGAGGAUGCCAGUGUUGCAGGAGGUAGCUUAACCCAUUGCUCCACAAUGUUAGUCUCUGAUUACUCUCAUUUUAUACAAGAGAAAGUUAAAGCUUUGAAAAGUUGAGUAUCUUGCUCCAGGUCACAAAAGUUGUAAACUUGGGACCUUGAAUGCCAAUUUCACAUUUUGAAUCACUCAGAUUUUUAGACAAGCAUGAAGGAAGAGUGGACAAUGAGGAUGGUAAAAGCUUCUGAAUGCAGAUGUGAGACCUUCUCCAAGGGAAACACCUCAAGAUUUUCCAGUGUGCUUUAUUUGAGCAUUGUAGCUGUUUUAUAGAACUUGGGAAUUCUUUUUUAUGGUAUGUAUUUUGCUUGCUGCAAGUCUGUCCACUGUAUUUUUCUCAGAAGGACCAGUCUAUUAAGAUUUAUUGUUACAAAAGUGACAAUUUAUACAUGUUUUCAGAAAGUUUGGCAAUGGCUUAUAAACUUCCCUGGUGCAUCUCUGUUUUUUAUGCUCUUGAAAAAUAAAUUAUUUUGUGUUCCCUCUGUCCUUAAAGAGCUAUUAUUUCUAACUAAAUGCUUAACACCACACAUAGGCCAAGGGGUUAAGAGGUUUUUGUUGAUAGUGCUCAUUAAAACACUCAAAACUAAAAAUCUGAGGUGCAUUCCCUGUGGAGUAUAAUCAAGCUUUUAUUGUGUGAGUGUAUCUUUUACCUACUUUUUUGGGAAGUAAUUUUCCAAAGUAUAAAGUGUUGGAGACCUUAUAAUGGGAUACUUUUGCUGAAAGCUGGGAGUUGGGGAGAAGACACAUGAUAUAAGCUUUUUCCUACUAAUGUGACCUGUAAAUUAAUUCUUUAGACAAUAAUUUAGUUAUGGUACAAAGCAUUGGGUCAGAUACUGUGGCAGAUAAAGGGAAAUUAGAGUAUAUAAUUCCUGGGGUAACAAGAAAUAUAUGUAAAGAAGUAAAUAUCAACUUAAAAAGUCCCAGAGGAAUUCUGGCAAUAUUAAAUGGUUGACAGAGAUUAGUGUGGGUGUUAUGAAAGAAGGAUUUGAUGCACUGAAUUUAGAGGCAGGACUAUAAGAAGACAUGCUCAAGACAGUGACUCUCUGAAGUAUAAAGUGGGAGAAAGGGCAAAGUUAGAGGAAAAAUGAGAUAAGUAGCUUGUACUCAGAUUGUAAAGAAGCUAGAAUGCUAAUCUAAAAAAUCGGAUCUUAGUCACCAAAGCAGCACGGAGAGAUUAUGCAUGGAUACCUGACAUAAUGAGGUUAAAAUAAUUUUUUAAAAUAUUUAUUUAAUUUUUUGAAGGGCAGAGAUACAGAGAGAAAUGGAGAGACAGAGAGAGAUUUUCCAUGUACUGGUUCAGUCUUCAAAUGGCCACAAAGGCCAGAACUGGGCACAGAAGAACCAGGAGUCAGAUGCUUCAUCUGGGUAUCCCACAUGGGUACAGGGACCCAAGUACUUGGGCCAUCUUCUGUUGCUUUCCCAGGUGCAUUAGCAGAGAUCUGGACUGAAAGUGGAGCAACCAGGUCUUAAACCAGCACCCAUGCAGGAUGCCAACAUCACAGGAAGUAGUUUUAUCCACUAUAUCACAACGCUGUCCCCAAUCUGAGUUUCUUUUAAAAAUGUAUGUAUUAGAGAGAGAGAGAGAUCUGCUUCAGUGACUUUGAAUGCCUGGAAUAGUGGGGCUGGGCCACUAUGAAACUGGAAAUGCAAUUCAGGUCUUCCAUGUGGUUGGCAGUGAUCAAAGUACCCAAGCCAUCAUCUGUUGCCUCUCAGAGUAUGUAUUAACAGGAAGCUGGAAUCGGAAGCAGAGCAGGGACUCCAACCCAGGCAUUCCAAUACAGAAUACAGGCAUCUCAAGCAAUGUCUAAAGCUCUUGCCAAAUGCCUGACCCCAUCUGAGUUUCUAACUUCUAUCAUUGGGAAAGUAAUAGUGUCAUUGACAGAUGAAAAAAUUAUGAAAAAAUUUUAUACAAAUUGGGCUUGAAGUGACACCUAAAUUGACAUGUCCAAUUGCAUACCUUUUAUUUUAUUCCCACAGUGUGAACUGCAUGUUCUGAGUUUGCUGUUAUACUUUGCCAGGUAUGUCUCCCAUGAGAUGAACUCUUUGGAAUGGUAAGCAAAAGAAAGUCUA